Molecule: messenger RNA, 603 nt
Organism: Tarenaya hassleriana
Lineage: Eukaryota; Viridiplantae; Streptophyta; Magnoliopsida; Brassicales; Cleomaceae
Product: AP2-like ethylene-responsive transcription factor AIL7
Exons: 6
Biological process (GO): regulation of DNA-templated transcription
Molecular function (GO): DNA binding; DNA-binding transcription factor activity
Source: RefSeq, a predicted model, not a curated record
UGUAUUUAGGCGGAUAUGAUAAGGAAGACAAGGCAGCUCGAGCCUACGACCUUGCUGCUCUAAAAUACUGGGGUCCCACUGCUACUACCAAUUUCCCGAUAUCGAAUUACACGAAAGAAAUGGAUGAAAUGAAACACUCGACGAAGCAAGAGUUCAUUGCAUCCCUCAGGAGGAAGAGUAGCGGAUUCUCGAGGGGCGCCUCGAUAUACCGGGGCGUCACGAGGCAUCAUCAGCAGGGUCGGUGGCAAGCGAGGAUUGGCCGUGUCGCCGGGAACAAGGAUCUUUACCUCGGAACAUUCGCGACCGAGGAAGAGGCGGCCGAGGCUUAUGACAUAGCGGCCAUAAAGUUUAGAGGAAUCAACGCCGUUACUAACUUCGAGAUGAGUCGGUACGACAUAGAAGCCAUCAUGAAAAGUUCCCUCCCGAUCGGAGGGGCGGCCAAACGGCUCAAACUCUCGUCGGAAUCUUCUUCAUCUUCUGAUCAGAAUCCCGGUCUGACCCACCAGUCCUCCUCCGACCACAUCCACUUGGUCCAGUCUUACGGAAUCCCUUUCGAACCGGCGGCUCUCUACCACCAGAACCACUUCCAACACUUACCCGCCG